AUGCGCGCUGAAGCUUCCGCAAACAGCUUUGCGCAAGCCGAUACUCUGGAUGCAAACCAGAAUCCUUCCGGUAGACAAAAUCGAUCCGUGCUUGCACAUGAUCCAGCGAUGGAUUCGCAACGCGGAACCCCGAAAUUCGACUGCAAUCAAGUCCCCCAUCGACAAACCACGGAUGCCCCUCGUGGUCCAGCUCGCCAACAAGGACAACAAACCACGGGUACCAAUCAAGAAGUCUACGUACCAUUCCUCGAUUCUCGAUUCUACCGACGACGACAGCCCAAUGCCGUUCGAGUCGUCAGAACGCGUCAUGAUUCCCGUCGAGUCCUUGUAAUAAGCGGUGAUGCCCGUCGUCUAGACAAUCGUGUUGGUAAAAAAGUCUCACGCGAUCGGUGUCUCCAUGGCCCCUGGGUCCCACCUUAUGGUGCCAAAGAUUAUUAUCCUAGGCUUCAUAGAUGGUAA
Metarhizium robertsii ARSEF 23 is the source of this 459-nucleotide messenger RNA. Its product is annotated as methyltransferase type 12. The record is from RefSeq and is a predicted model, not a curated record. The transcript has a single exon. Bases 1 to 459 code for a protein of 152 amino acids. Lineage: Eukaryota; Fungi; Ascomycota; Sordariomycetes; Hypocreales; Clavicipitaceae.